Messenger RNA from Neopsephotus bourkii (Bourke's parrot), 2646 nucleotides. It is a transcript of the gene DDR1, whose product is annotated as discoidin domain receptor tyrosine kinase 1. The transcript has 17 exons. Bases 1 to 2646 code for a protein of 881 amino acids. NCBI's taxonomy places the organism in Eukaryota, Metazoa, Chordata, Aves, Psittaciformes, Psittacidae. Gene Ontology annotation, molecular function: protein tyrosine kinase collagen receptor activity; collagen binding; ATP binding. Gene Ontology annotation, biological process: multicellular organism development; cell surface receptor protein tyrosine kinase signaling pathway; positive regulation of kinase activity. Gene Ontology annotation, cellular component: signaling receptor complex. The record is from RefSeq and is a predicted model, not a curated record.
AUGGCGGGGGUGCCCCUGCUGCUGCUGCUGCUGCUGCCAAUGGGCACCGUGAGCCUGGAGCAGCUGGACCUGAGCAGGUGCCGCUUUGCCCUGGGGAUGCAGGACGGGUCCAUCCCCGACAGCCACCUCUCGGCCUCCAGCGCCUGGUCCGACUCCACCGCUGCCCAGCACGGCCGCCUUGGCCGCAGCGACGGGGACGGAGCGUGGUGCCCGGCGGGCCCCGUGUUCCCGCGAGAGCGGGAGUUCCUCGAGGUGGCUCUGUCGCGACUGCACCUCGUGACCUUGGUCGCGACUCAGGGCCGCCACGCGGGGGGGCACGGCCGCGAGUUCACCGCCUCCUAUCGGCUGCGCUACAGCCGCGACCGGCGGCGCUGGGUGCGAUGGAGGGACCGGUGGGGAGAGGAGGUGAUUGGGGGCAAUGAGGACCCCGAGGGGGUGGUGCUGAAGGACCUGGCCCCGCCCCCCGUGGCCCGCGCCCUCCGCAUCUACCCCCGGGCCCCCAGGGCCAUGAGCGUCUGCCUGCGCCUGGAGCUCUAUGGGUGCCCCUGGGAGGGAGGCCUCGUGUCCUACACGGCUCCACAUGGACAAGUGAUGGUCCUGGACCCAGCACCCAUUGUCCUCAAUGAUUCCACCUACGAUGGAUACAGCCUCGGCCCGCUGCAGUUUGGGGGCCUGGGCCAGUUGUCCGAUGGGAUCCUGGGCCUGGACGACUUCACCCGGAGCCGGGAGCGGCGCCUGGGGCCCGGCUAUGACUACGUGGGAUGGAGCCGACCCCCAGGGCCUCGGCCCCACCUGGAGCUGGAGUUCGAGUUCGAGGCCCUCCGGAGCUUCCGAGCCAUGCAGGUCCACUGCAACAACAUGCACACCUAUGGGGUGAGCAUCUUCAAGGGGGUGGAGUGUCUCUUUAAGAAGACCUUGGCCACUCCUUGGGAGCCCACCCCGGUCACCCAUAGCCUGGCUGGGAGCAUGAAGGACCCCAGUGCCCGCUCCAUCACCGUGCCCCUCGGGGGGCGUCAGGCCCAGUUCAUCCAGUGCCAUUUCUUCUUCAAUGGGGAGUGGAUGCUCUUCAGUGAGGUCACCUUCUUCUCAGAUGUGGUGGAGGAGAGCGUGGGGUCCAGUGGGUGGCCUCCAGGCACUGCCCCUGAGCCCUCCGUGGGGGUCAUGGCCAUCCAUGAGGACCAAUGGCGUGGGGACAUGGCCACCAACGUCACAACACCAGCCCCAAUGGACCCCAAUGGAGGCCAACCAAUAGCCAAAGGCGAGCACAGCCCCACCUCCGUCCUGAUUGGCUGCUUGGUGGCCAUCAUCCUGCUCCUAUUGGGCGUCAUCAUCCUCAUCCUCUGGCGCCAGUACUGGAAGAAGAUCCUGGGCAAGGCUCUCCCCCAGGCGCGUCCAUCGGAGGCGGAGCUGCGGGUGCAGCUCUCGGGGCCCGGGGGCUCCAUCGGCGUCAACCACGGGGCUGCGGCGGCGGCGGCGCGGGGACCCCCCCGCUAUGAGAGGAUCCCCCCCGGAGAGGGGGGGUACCAGGAACCAAGGAGGGGAGCGGGGCCACACUCCCCCCCCCCAGCUCCCUUCACCAAUCCAGGCUACCGCCUCCUCCUGGCCACCUACGCCCAGCCAAUGGGAGGGCUCGCUCGGACCCCACCUGACGGGGCCAAGCCAAUCAACACCGACGGUGCCCCAGCCCCGGAGGGCGGAGCCGAGGCCUACGCCGAAGCUGACGUCAUCGGAGGCUCCGCCCACCCCGCGUCCGGCCCCGCCCCCUGCCCCGCCCUCCCGGCCUUCCCGCGCCAACGCCUGCGCUUCCGGCAGAAGCUGGGGGAGGGGCAGUUCGGAGAGGUGCUGCUCUGCGAGGUCGAGGAGCCGCCGGGGUCACGACCCCCGGCCCUGGCGCCAGGGCGCCCCCUGCUGGUGGCGGUCAAAGUGCUGAGGGGGGAGGCGACCCCGAGUGAGAGGCGGGACUUCCUGCAGGAGGCGCGCACCAUGGGGCGCCUGCGGGACCCCAACAUCGUGCGGCUGCUGGGGGUGUGCGGGGGGCCCGGCCCCCUCUGCAUCGUCACCGAGUACAUGGAGCACGGAGACCUGCACCGCUUCCUGGGCGGCCCCGCCGGCAGCGCCCUCAGCCUGCCCACACUGGUGCACGUGGGGGCUCAGAUCGCGUCGGGGAUGCGGUUCCUGUCGCGACUGAACGUGGUGCAUCGCGACCUGGCGACCCGGAACUGCCUGGUGGGGGCGGGCGUGACGGUGAAGGUGUCGGAUUUCGGCAUGAGCCGGCCCCUGUACGGGCGGCACUACUACCGAGUGCGGGGCAGGGCCCUGCUGCCCAUCCGCUGGAUGGCCUGGGAGUGCAUCCUCAUGGGCACCUUCACCCCCGCCAGUGACGCCUGGGCCUUCGGGGUGACGCUGUGGGAGGUGCUGACGCGGUGCCGGGAGCAGCCCUAUGGGGGCCUGAGCGACGAGCAGGUCAUUGCCAAUGCUGGGCACCACUUCCGGGCCCAGGGCAAGCAGGAAUACCUGCCGUGCCCCCCCGGCUGCCCCCCUGCUCUCCAUGGGGUGAUGCUGCGGUGCUGGGCCCGGGAUGCUGCCGACCGGCCGAGCUUCGGGCUCCUGCACCGCCUCCUGCGGGACCAAUCCGGGCUGGCCUGA